GGGCGGACAGCGCCGACUCCAACGCCCGCAACCGCUAUCGCAACCGCUGAAGCCCGGUACCCGUGCCGCCGCUAUCGCAAUCCCGUUCCAGGCCGAAGAGGCGCUGCUUCUGCUUCUGCUGCUUCCGCCGCCGACAGUGCGAUUGAUGUUCAUCCACAUCAGGGGCGAACUCUUGCGAGACCAAAAAACAAAAAAGCUUUUAUACUCGCUCAGGCGAAAAACCAUUCAUCCUCGCCACGGGUGGUGGCAGCCGUGUCCUUCUCCCUCUCGUUGAUUCGUCUCCGGAUGUUGAAGGGUUCAAGGUUGCCCUUUUUUUUAGGCCUUCCAGCGGCGGCGUCCAAGGGGGGUCCAUUGACCACUGACUGCCCGGACACCUCCAUCUCUCUACUUGACAAUCAAUCAAUCAUGUUGCAGGGAGCGCAAUCUCCCUCCACCUCGGCAGCCCCGGUUGCUACCGACGGCAUUGACAAGGCGAGGAGGUUGCGGCGCAAGAGAAAGGCAGAGACUCAGGACAAUGAGCGUCUUUCUAAGCGCCUGAGUCUGCUCAACAUCGAGCAAAGCGGCUCUAAGCUGUAUGUUCCUGUCGAGGAACCAUCAAUCCCAACACCGUCUAUUCCCAAUGUCGCGCCCUCGUCUUCGUCCUCUGCUCGCGAACUCCCAGUUCCCAAUGAUUCGAUGCAACUCGAUGACUCCAAGCACAAGGUUUACAUCUACAACAUCGACGAUGAGCUCUCCUCCGACAGCGAAACCGACGAUCCCGGGAAGCUCGUCUUCCUCCCGGACAUUGAAAAGCACCUGCGCGCAAACCGAAUUCCUCCUGCCGUCCUUGCCAACAGCGAGGGCGAACUGGCGGGCAUGCAGCUUGUGCUUUACAGUGAUCCUAAGUCGCUGACGGUGCCCGAAGACAAGGACAGCGUGCGCAAGGCCAUCAUAGAGUCGAGGCACCGCGCGAGGGAGCAGCAGCGACUAGAAAGGGAGGGCAAGACGGAUACACCGAGCGUAGACCGUGACUCGACGAACGAUGCGAUUGCACCUCAAACAUAUACAGAUGACGAUCCAGAUGCCAUGGACGUGGAUUAG
Molecule: messenger RNA, 1080 nt
Organism: Fusarium keratoplasticum
Lineage: Eukaryota; Fungi; Ascomycota; Sordariomycetes; Hypocreales; Nectriaceae
Exons: 2
Coding region: 286-1080 (264 amino acids)
Source: RefSeq, a predicted model, not a curated record